GUUAAGUAAGUUACCUCAGAACGAUUCACGCCGGUCACCUCCAUUGACAGCGUUUCUGUUACUUCAUGUUGUCUCUGUACUACUACUGUAAGUAAAACGUCAUCAUUUAGCGACAGUGACAUUAGAGAACGAAGCUUCGAACAUGGCUCCGUCGCCGACCAAGAGGAAGGAUCGCUCGGACGACAAGACCAAAGAGCGAGGCAAGGAGAAAGCGAGCACCAAAGAAGGGGCGGACAAGGAGAGGGGCAGAGAGAAGGGGCGCAAACGCCGCAGUGCCUCCACAGGCAGCAGCAGCUCCAGUUCCAGCAGUAGCUCGGGCUCCAGCUCGGGCUCGUCCAGCGGGUCCAGCUCCUCCUCGGCGUCCAGUCGCUCGGGAUCCUCCAGCUCUCGCUCCUCCAGCUCCUCCAGCUCCUCGGGGUCGCCCACGCCCAACCGCCGCCGCCACGACAACCGCAGACGCUCUCGCUCCAAGUCAAAGUCAUUGAAGAAGGACGACAAAGAUCGGCGCCGCAGGAGCCCCAGCCCCAGGCCCACCAAGGUCUACCUCGGCCGCCUCACCAGGAACGUCAUCAAGGAGCACAUCCAGGAGAUCUUCUCCACCUAUGGGAAGAUCAAGAUGAUCGACAUGCCCAUGGACAGGCUCCACCCCCACCUGUCGAAGGGCUACUGCUACGUGGAGUACGAGACGGCCGACGAGGCGGAGAAGGCCCUCAAGCACAUGGAUGGAGGUCAGAUUGAUGGGCAGGAGAUCACGGCCACCGCAGUGCUGGCCCUCAGAGUGCGUCCACCCCCCCGCCGGCCUUCCCCUCCCCGCAGGAUGCCCCCUCCGCCCCCCAUGUGGCGCAGGACCCCCCCACGGAUGAGAAGGAGGUCCCGCUCACCUCGACGACGGUCUCCAGUCCGUCGCCGUUCCCGAUCUCGCUCUCCUGGCCGAAGACGCCAUCGCUCGCGUUCCAGCUCCAACUCGUCUCGAUAAAAAAAAAAAAAAACCUGCAGGCUGGCCAAGUAGUUGUCGGUUGACUUCUCCGAACCCCGUGACCCAUGAGCUGAGUGAGCAUUAGUGCGACCCUUCAGUGUUUGAUAAGCUGCCUGUCAAUGACAAUUCCACUCUCUUCUCAUUUCUCCAUUGACGGCCAUGUUACAAAGGGGCAACGUUUGCUUUCAAAACGCUGUCCUGGUGAUGUAUUUCUCCCUCUAGGAACAUUUUCGUGUUUUUACAGCUUAUUAAAAACUGAGUAUUGUACAUGAGGGAAAGGCUUUGUAUAGAUAAAAAAAAGGAAACAUUUUAAGUACUAUUUUAGUAUUUCCCCCACUCGUAAAACAAAUGUGUUUUUUUAUUUUUUAACCAUAUUUUUUGUUCAGCUCCUCUACAACAAACACACUGCAUGAUGCUGUCGCUGAGUUCUAUUACCAUAUGAGAUUUGUGGUGCAGAACUGUCCGAUGUAUAAGAAUGUGAUUUCUGAUGGACUUUGUCAUUGGUAGAUUUAUGUGUUAUAUUGAAAAUAAAAUCAA
Sardina pilchardus (European sardine) is the source of this 1513-nucleotide messenger RNA. Its product is annotated as RNA-binding protein with serine-rich domain 1-like. Gene Ontology annotation, molecular function: RNA binding. Gene Ontology annotation, cellular component: nucleoplasm; cytoplasm; ASAP complex. Lineage: Eukaryota; Metazoa; Chordata; Actinopteri; Clupeiformes; Clupeidae. The transcript has 7 exons. Bases 143 to 976 code for a protein of 277 amino acids. The record is from RefSeq and is a predicted model, not a curated record. Gene Ontology annotation, biological process: mRNA splicing, via spliceosome.